ACGCCAAGACCUGACCCCGCCAUAUCGGCCUCGUAGCCACCGUGGUGGCUGAGAACAACAGAUUGAUAGCAGAACAUACGCACACUCAGCUCAAUCCAGACCAUCGCAAUCAUGUCGCAAGAAGAAUACUUCGAUCUUGGGACCUACCGCCGCCCCGUCACUACCACCUCCGCCACCGGCCAAACAUGGUUCAACCGCGGCCUCAUCUGGAUGUACGCCUUCAACCACGAAGAAUCCGCGCGGUGCUUCGAGCGGGCCAUUGAAUCCGACAAGACCUGCGCCAUGGCCUACUGGGGGCUGGCCUAUGCCAUCGGCGCCAACUACAACAAACCCUGGAGCUAUUUCGACGAGGUAGAUCUCGCCACCGUCGUCCGGCGCGGACACGCCGCCGCGAAGACCGCCGAAUCCCACGCUCCCCACGCAUCACCCGUCGAAGCCGCACUCAUCAAGGCAAUCCAGUCACGAUAUCCAGAGGAGACCCCCAUCAAGCCAUUCUCAGCAUGGAACGAGGACUUCGCCCAAGCCAUGGAAACGGUAUACCGCGAGUUCCCUGAUGAUCUCGACGUCAUCACGGCCUACGCGGACGCGCUCAUGAACCUGCAUCCAUGGGACCUUUGGGACCUGCGAACCGGCGCACCCACCGAAGGCGCGCCCACGCUCAAGAUCAAAGCCCUGCUCGACCGCGCAUUAGCCCUGCCAAGUGCCCUACAGCACCCGGGGCUUCUCCACCUCUACAUCCACCUCAUGGAGAUGUCCCCCGAACCCGAAUCCGCCCUCCCCGUCGCCGACCACCUCCGCGGCCUGGUCCCCGACGGCGGACACCUGCACCACAUGCCCACGCACCUGGACCUGCUCUGCGGCCAGUACACCCAAGCCAUCACCUGGAACUCCGCCGCCAUCGCCGCCGACGAGCGGUACCACCAGCGCAACGGCGCCGUGAACUUCUACACCCUCUACCGCUCGCACGACUACCACUUCCGCAUCUACGCCGCCAUGUUCGCCGGCCAAUCCGAAAUCGCACUCAGCACCGCAUCACAACUCGAAUCUUCCAUCCCCGAGUCCUUACUCCAAGUCCAGUCCCCGCCGAUGGCCGACUGGCUCGAAGCCUUCCUCUCCGUGCGCGUGCACGUGCUCAUCCGCUUCGGCCGGUGGGCCGACAUCCUCGCCCUCGCCCUCCCGUCAGACCCAACCCUCUACACCAUGACAACCGCAAUAACCCACUACGCCAAGGGCAUCGCCCACGCCGCCACCGGGGACACGGCAUCCUCCCGCGCGCAGCGCAAGCACUUCCACGCCGCCGUCUCGCGCGUGCAACCCUCGCGCGCCCUCUUCAACAACAAAUGCACCGACAUCCUCGCCAUCGCCGCCGCAAUGCUCGACGGCGAGCUCGCCUACCGCGAGGGCGACUUCGAGGCGGCAUUCACCGCCCUCCGUAACGCCAUCGAGCUCGAGGAUAAUCUCCCCUACGAUGAACCGUGGGGCUGGAUGCAGCCGACCCGCCACGCCUACGGGGCGCUGCUGAUGGAGCAGGGCCGCGUCGAGGAGGCCGUCGCGGUCUACGAGGCGGAUCUGGGGAUGACGGAUGCGCUGCCGCGGGCGCUACGGCAUCCCGAUAAUGUGUGGGCGUUGCAUGGGGUGCAUGAGUGUUUUGUGCGGUUGGGGAGGGUCGAGGAUGCGGAGCGUGUGGAGGGGAAGAUGCGGGAUGAGGUGGCUAGGGCGGAUGUGCCGGUGCGGGCGUCGUGUUUUUGUCGGUUGGGGGUAGUGGAUAGCGAAAUGGGGGAGGCGGGGUGUUGCCGGUAGGGUUCGCGGGAUCGGAUGGUGAAUUGGGAGGUUGGAUGAAUGAGGGUUAUACUGCAUUUGCAUGCGGGGAUUCGGGAGGUGUGUCUCCCACGGAGCUAUGUUAGUUGGGUGGGCUCUUAUCCCUGCUGCACUUGCUGCAUCACGUCAACACCCCAAGUAGAUGUCCCCAUCAAGCCAUCACUCUUCAAAUCGCCACCUGGCAGAAUGCCACCCUACACACACCAAGAAAAGAACCAACUCAAGUCCCGCCAACCAAAUAAAAUUACUAUGUCCGUAAAUAAAUGCCAAGACCGGCCUUCAACAGAUCGAUCCUAAGCACACAUAUAAGACGAGAACAGUUUUUCAUCCCACUGAACACACCAACCCACCCUAUCCCCUACAGACUUAUUCCUUGGG
Aspergillus uvarum CBS 121591 is the source of this 2196-nucleotide messenger RNA. Its product is annotated as TPR-like protein. The record is from RefSeq and is a predicted model, not a curated record. Gene Ontology annotation, cellular component: intracellular anatomical structure. Gene Ontology annotation, molecular function: protein binding. The transcript has a single exon. Bases 112 to 1800 code for a protein of 562 amino acids. Lineage: Eukaryota; Fungi; Ascomycota; Eurotiomycetes; Eurotiales; Aspergillaceae.